Trichoderma asperellum CBS 433.97 is the source of this 920-nucleotide messenger RNA. The record is from RefSeq and is a predicted model, not a curated record. NCBI's taxonomy places the organism in Eukaryota, Fungi, Ascomycota, Sordariomycetes, Hypocreales, Hypocreaceae.
UAGGCCUCUUUUUCCUGAUUAUAUGAGUGCCUGUAUAGUUUGAAUAUGGCGCCGGUUAAGACGGAUUAAUGAUAGCAGACGACGGCGUUCGUGUUGUACAAACUCGACGAGCGUGGAUGUUAGCCACAUGGAUCCUGGCACACCUACGUCACCGUGGGUGAGCAUCCCUGCAAGGCUUGCUCUAGCCCCGUAGCACAGGUCAGCCGUUCGCGGUAUUUGCUCCGUGGUUUUAUCUCGCAACCGGCACGAGCAGAACGAUGGGAACGAUGGCAGCAACAAGCCCACGAUGGGAGCGGCAGGGCGCGGUGGGAGCAGAACAAUCUGGAAGCCAGCCAUCGGGAGUCUAAAUAAAGUUGACCAGCAGCAUGUCCUUGCUGGCGGGAGGGAGGUAGCGUUAAGAGAUCCGACGAGCGUAAGGGCUGGAGCGCCAACCCAGAGCAGCAAGAUUCAGGGCCAGAGGCUGCAUCUCCAAUCCCACCACCUAAAAUAUCCCCCGCCACUUUCUCCGCCCAGGCUAGGCCAAUUCAAACCGCUCGUCCGUCCGCUGCUGGCGAGCCCACAGAGCCAAAAAGCGAGGCGAUCUCACGAUCUUCCCCCGCAUGAGCCUCCACGUGGAUGUGAUGUGCAGAUGGCGAGACGCCGGGCUUUUGCGUUUCCAGAAACAGAGCAAAUUGCUCCCACAGCCAAGCUUUCCCAAAGUCUUUGCGCGUCGUCGCCGAGCGAUUUUCCGCGGCUCCCUCAGGCCAUCUGCUAGCAACAUCAGCACGAGCAUAACGAGUGGCGCCCACAGAUACCCUUGCAGCAGGCCAUAACCCACCGAACCCCAUGUGGAUGCAGGCAGAUGGUCGUGUUAGCACCGGCGUGGAUCCAGUUCAGCCUACAUGAUGCUGCAAGCGUGCGAUUCAGGCCAGGCUGAUAGG